AUGACUCCAGUUAUCCUCGUGUGCAUCACCCUUGUUCUUAUUGCAGGACAAGCAUCAUCAUUGCCAAAGGACGACAACAUCAAGUUCGUCCAAGGACAGGUUUUGCGAGCUGUUACAAAGACACCGGCCCAUCCAUUUCUAGUACGGACGAACAAAACCAGCGGGCUGGUGUACGAAGGUUAUCUGAAAGACGUGUUGAGCAGCCUGGCCAGGAUCCUCAAGUUCGAGUAUGAGAUCUACGAAUCUCCUGACGGCAAAUAUGGAGCUCCUGACCACAGGGGCGUGUGGAAUGGGAUGGUGGGGGAAGUGGCGUAUGGGCGAGCUAACCUGACGCUCGCACCGUUGACCAUCAGUUCGCUGAGAGAGAAGAUAGUGGACUUCACCAAGCCUUACCUGCACGUGGGGACAGACAUGAUGAUGAAAACACCGAGUGAAGAUGUGGACAUUUUCUCGUUCCUCAUGCCGUUUGAGCCGUUCCUGUGGCUCACCAUCCUGGGCGCCGUGCUCGGGAUCGCGCUGUUGCUGUUCCUCACCGCAAAAGCCAGGACCAUGGCGGGCGCCGUUGACAAGUCGUUCGACAAUGACUCUGCCUUCACCGGAUACAACAGUAUAUGGUUCGCGGUCUGGUCAGUGUUGAGGAAAGGAGGAGAGCCUGCUCCCCGGUCUAUCCCAGCCCGUAUCCUGGCAGCAGGUUUGUGGCUGUUUGCCCUGAUCGUGGUGUCCACCUACACCGCCAACCUGUCUGCCUUCCUCACGGUGAAGAGACUGGAGAGCCCCAUCAACUCCCUGGACUCCCUGGUCCACCACACCAAGACCAGGUUCGGCGUGCCAAGAGACACGUUCCUCUACAGUUUCUUCGAGUCCUACAAAGACGACACUGGAAACGUCUACAAGGAAGCCUGGGACAGGAUGGAGACGGACGACUCUUACUACAAGAACUUCGCAGAUGGAGUCUCCAAGACGAAGAAGGGCGAAUUCGUGAUGCUGGCGGAGACGCCGUUCCUGGAGUACGCGGUUCUGAACGAUGAGAAGUGCGAGCUGAUGCUGGUCGGGGCGCCAUUCCUGUUCCAGGGGUACGGGCUGGCCACUAGACGGGGGGACCCGCUCCGCAAGGCCCUGUCCAUCGGGUGA
Molecule: messenger RNA, 1131 nt
Organism: Branchiostoma belcheri (Belcher's lancelet)
Lineage: Eukaryota; Metazoa; Chordata; Leptocardii; Amphioxiformes; Branchiostomatidae
Product: glutamate receptor ionotropic, kainate 3-like
Exons: 8
Coding region: 1-1131 (376 amino acids)
Biological process (GO): modulation of chemical synaptic transmission; synaptic transmission, glutamatergic; monoatomic ion transport
Cellular component (GO): plasma membrane; postsynaptic membrane
Molecular function (GO): transmitter-gated monoatomic ion channel activity involved in regulation of postsynaptic membrane potential; glutamate-gated receptor activity
Source: RefSeq, a predicted model, not a curated record